This is a messenger RNA of Dentiscutata erythropus, 1468 nucleotides long. The record is from the annotation of a GenBank genome assembly. NCBI's taxonomy places the organism in Eukaryota, Fungi, Glomeromycota, Glomeromycetes, Diversisporales, Gigasporaceae.
AUGAAAUCUAAUGAAAGUUUAAUAGACGAUAAUGAAUUUGAUAAAAAUAUUAAAGAAUUUGAAGAAGUAUGUAAAGAUUUAGAUUUCACUUGGGCUAUUUAUGACAGAAAUAAAAAAGAGUUAGAAGAUAAAAAAAUUAUGAAAGAUAUUAAUGUCUUAACUAAGAUCAUGAAUGAUAUGAAUGGUUCUCUUAGUGAACAGAUGGAAGAAAUAGCACAAUUAUCAGAAGUGGUUGAUCGAUCUAUGAGGCGAACCACCUCUAUUGAUUCCACAUUAAUCGAAGCCUAUAGAGAGCUCAAAAUAAAUCCACAGAAAUUUGGUACAAAUAAAAUUACUAUAAAUAAUCAACAAGAUGCACAAUUAGGGCAAAGCUAUUUAGGCUCAUUGAAUUCUCUUAAUAAUAAAACAGAAAACAUAAAUCCAAACAAACAUCUUGAUAAUGAUACAUGUCAAAACAAUAAUAUUACCAGUGACCCAAAUAAAGAUGAGUCGAUAUUUAUAUCCAAAUGUGACAAUGCUGACAUGCAUGUUGGCGAUAAUAUAGAUAAUCAAGAUAAAUCUAACGACGAUUCACAUCCAAAAAAUAAUACAAAUAAUGAUUCAAAUAAUCGAGAGUCGGCAUUUAUAUCAAAAUAUGAUAACGCAGACAAGCAUCUUGAAGGUGCUUUUAUAACAUAUUUAAACAAUCAAAACGAAUCUAAUAACGAUACACGACAAAAAGAUAAUGUAACCAAUGGUUCAAAUAGAGGAUUGAAGUUUACGCAAUUACCAUGUAGAGACAUGAGCGUAAUCAAUCAUAUGAUAAUUGAUAAAAUGAGAUUAAAGAAUAAUCUGUUUUAUGGGUCUAUUGUGAAAGGCUAUCUAAAACCAACGGUGAUGAUGAAGUAUAUUUCAAAAGAAUCUCUAAAAAAUAAAGAAAAGUUCGAAGAACAACACACAAAAACAAUUCUUAUUGAUAAAGAAAAAGCACAAAUAUCUAAUCCAUUAUUUCUUGAGCUAAAUAAAGACGAAUCACUCAUAUUACAAAAAAUAGCAUUUCUGGCUCCAGAAGUCCUUAAAGAUUUAUCUCGAGAAUUUACAUCGGCAUCUGAUAUUUGCGCCUUUGGAGUUAUCAUGUGGUCUAUGUCAAGUGGGAAGCCUCCAUUUGAGAAUGAUACCGAUCAAAUUAAUCUGAUUUACAAAAUUUUGUCUGAGAAUAUGCGCGAAACGCCUGUUAUUGAUACUCCCGUAAAAUACCUCGACUUAUACAAUAAAUGCUGGGAACAAAAUCUAUGGAGUCGACCAACGAUACAGGAAACUUGUGAUCAGCUUGAGAUUAUUUUACAGGGUGAUACAAGAAUUUCGGAAUUUGUAAAAAUCUUAAUCGAUCCUGAUACACCAGCAAGCAGAAAUUACUUCAAGGAUAUGAGGGCAAGAAAUGCAUAUGCCUUAAGGAUACCAUAUAGUAUCUCACCUUUGAAUACUUUAG